GGGAUUCGCCAGAGAGAUACGCAGAGUGCGCGCAGGGGACGACGACGACGACGACGACGACGACGACGAGGAGUCCAGAGCGCCGCCGGCGACGUGGGAAUGUGAGUGACGACCUCGCGCUUUUCCACGAGGACGGAGGAACGCGGCGCGAGCCGUCCACCGCCGAGUCUCCGAGGUCCCACCCACGACAUGGCCAAGAACGUAGGGGAGAGCCGGAUACCUGUUCCACGGCCAACUCGUCCGUCGUUCUUCCCGAAAUCGAGAGUACUCGAGGCCUCGAGACUCUUGUCGGGAGGUCGUCGGUCCACGAUCUUCUCGGGAUGCUUUCAGUUCGUUAACACCGAGGACGAGCCUCCGACUCCGAGGGAGAAGUUCACGGGAUUCGUGUCGUCGACGCCUACUAUUAAGAGCGACACGACGGAUCAGACAUUCUCGAUAUCACCCGUGUGGGACAUAGACAAGAACGAUGUGCAGCAAUUGGUGCAGCUCAGCGAAGAGAAGAGCAACCUGUUCAGACUGCUCGAGGACUCCCAGCUGAGCAUGAUCGAGGAUGUCGGCGACAGCUGCCUCGUAGAGAGCAAUUUGAGCAAUUACAAUGAGGCGAAUGCGACGCCGCAUUAUCUGAUGCUCAACAAGCAGAACUCCUUCGAGCACGACGAGAGCCUAGGCAUCCUGACCCCGGACCAGAUGACUGAUUUUACGGUCGCGCUGGAGUGCUCCAGGACACCAUCCUGCGAGAAUCUCACCGGCUCGGCCGGCUCGAAACUGGCGUUGACGCGAGCGUCCGCGUCGAGACCGCUGGCGGAGGAGGGUUGCAGCGAGAGGACGCCUUCCCCGGAAGAAUUGCCGCUGGACCCGAAGCCGGUGGAGCCGAUCAGGGGCAGUACGGUGCCCGUGAGCUUCGUCACGUCGGUCACGAGCAUCACGAGUCUCGAGGCGGGCUAUCAGGGCGACGGCGAGAACUCGAGGCCGGCUAGUCGUGGCGCGGAUCCACCGUCCAUAGUGCCGGCGGUCAAUCUGCCCGCGCCGUGCCGGCAGGACCCGAUGACCGAUUCGGACUUCUUCACCGAGAGCGACGCGGACGCGCACGAGGAAAUUGUGCGGGGCGACAGGAAGGCGCAGGUGAUCGACGGCACGCUAUUCUGCGCCCCGGGCGAGCGCAGAUGCCCGAGCUUCACCGGCGAGGAGAUGGACUCGAGCGGCAUUUACUCGGACUUGGAUAAGCUUCAGGUGCCCGAACAAGCACCGGAAGAGAACGACGAUCACACACCCGACACGGGCGACACCGAGCUCUCCCAGAGGAGCCAGCCGUCGCCGGUCGCGGCGAACGUCAUCAUGGAUUACUUGCAGAUUCCUAUAAAGACGACGGACGAGACGAACGGCUUGAACGACACCACGAGCUCCGCCGAAGUGCCGGUGACCAAGGCAGCCGAGACUAACGAGAACAUUCGGUCUAAGACACCGAGCAAAACUGAUUCGGUGCCCCUGAAGAAAUACAAAAUGCCAAAAAAGAACGUCGUCUCAAAGAUCAAGGCGAUGAUCGAGUCGUCCGCGAAGGACGACGCGGAGAAAGAGGCGAGACGCUCGCAAAGGUCAACGAGGAAAGGCGGCCGCUGGGACGCGGUCAUGAACAAGAUAGAAGCUGGCAAGAACGAGCAGAGAACGAGGUCAGCCAGGAAGGAAGUUAAGUCGAGGGUGCUGCAGAACCUGGCACUGUCGCCGUCCACGAGGCCGACGUUGAAGAAAGCCGGCGACGCGAAUAAUUACAACAAUAAUAACAAGGACAAACGGAGGAUGCGCGGCUGGCAAGAGAUGAAAUCGCCGACGCAGGAGACCGCCAGGAGUUCCGUUCGCAGUUCCAUGAGCGACCUCAGCAGCGGCCCGAGUAAGGACAUGCCAAAGAGAUCACCGACGUCCGCGAACCCACCCAGAAGAUUCGUCUCGAACAGCCACGCCAAUCACCAGGUCCGUUUGAAUAAUUUCGAUGCGAAAAAGAACUGCAUCGACGUGACGCCGGUCGUCCUCGAGAAGAGCCCGCCGUCAGCGCGAAAGCCGGCGAUAACAAGAAGAUUAACGGCUAACACAGCCGUGAAACAGAAAUCCUCCACACCGUCGAUAAAAGAUCGCGAGUCCAAGGAGGCCCACCACAACAUCAGCUAUGCGGCGACCAGGGCGUCACCGGAGACGCGGGACCAGGCCGCGCAGACCACCGUGCCCUACGAGGCCUCCCGCGCCGAGCAACUGGAGCGGACCGCGCAGGCCCUCGCGGUCACGGUGCAGUACAUGACGUGCGAGCUGGACGCGUUCGCGACUCCGAAGCUGAAGAGAGACUUUGAGCAGCUGAAGGCCGACUACGAGAAGAUGAGGAGCGAGCGGUCGGCAGUGCUUUCGGAAAUCGACGAUCUGCGCAUGAGAUACGUUAGCAUCGAGGAGAGGCUCGAGGCGGAGAGGGAGGACCAUCGUAAAGCUCUGGACGAGCUUCGCGACGAUCUGGAGGCUCAUAGGGCGGAGCAAGUCGCCGCGCUCGUCGAGACCUUGAAGGAGGAGAGGCGCAAAUACGACGUCAGACUGAAUGACGCGACGAAGGAGCAUCGCGCGACGAUCGCGCGAUUACGCGCCGAGCGGGACAGCGAGCUCGCCCGCAAGGACGCCGAGGUGAUGCGGAGGUCCGUGGUCCACGACCAGGGUGCUGUGCUGAGGGCGGAGAUCGAGUCGCUGCGGUCCGUGCUGGAGCUGAGGAGCCAGGAGAACGCGGCCCUCAGGUCGGAGCUGGACAGCUUCAAGCGCGACAUCGAGGACAAGGACGCGCUGCAGCUGCGGCUCGACACGGUAGAGGCGAGGUGCGAGGACCUGAAGGCGCAGCUCCAGUGCAAGGACAACUUCGAGAGGCAGGUGUCACACGAGAACGAGAUGCUGCACGAGUCGAUCCACCAGAUCUCGAAGCAGAACAAGCGACUGGCGCAGCGCAACGAGGAGCUGCAGUGGAGGCUGCGCCAGAAGAACGAGUGGGUGAGCGUCCUAGCGAACCAGCUGGCGGGCCCACGGCUCUCGCGCUCCGCGGGCCCGGAACACACAGAACACGCCCUCUCGCCGGACAAGAGCGAGCCGCACGCGUCGUCGUCGUCAUCGUCGAUGGUGAAAUUUAUGGUCGAGAAGAGUGACUCGGUCUCUUGGACCCUGGAGAUCGACGACGAGUUGGCCAGUAAGGCGGCGACAUCCGACUCGCUGAGCAGGCUACCGAAAGUCAGCAGAUCCGAGAGCGACGCGACCGUGUCGAGGCAAGGCUCGCUCAGAUUGACACCGAAGCGCUCCCCCGAUGCCGACACCAGAGCGAGGUCGAAGAGUAUCUCCGUGACGGACGCGGCGACGCGGGCGGAGGAGAGCGCGUGGUCACCGACGUUCAACUCCACACCGAUCACCCGGCGACGUCCCAGGAACAACGACGCCUCGCCGUCUUCCUCCUCGUCCUCGUCGUCGUCCUCCGCGUCGUCCUCGGCGCCGGGCGCGAACCCCACCGUGGCGGCCGCGGUCGCGGCCGCCGCCGUGGCCGCCGCGGCCGCGGAGGACUGCAGCGUCGGGCAGAACCAACCCCAGGAGGCUGGCGGGGAAGCGAUGAUCUCCGAAGAGACGUCCGCGUCCAGCAGCGAGGACGAGUCAUCCACCGGCAGCGACAUACCGCGUCUACCGAUGCAAUUCGCCUGGGGCAAGCCGAUCAAGUAACGCCCGAGUGAGCCGCGUUCAAAUUCCGCCACCACCGCUGCUACCACCACCACCAACACCACCACCACCACCACCACCACCACCACCACCACCACCAUCACCAUCACCACCUCCCGCCUACGCGUUCGUUCUGUUGCGCGCAGUGCCGCUGUUUGCGUCGUGGAGCUAUCGUAAAGAAAACGAAAAAAAGAAAAAGAGAGAAAAAAACGGCCGUUUAUCCUCGCUCUUGCCUAUCGCCGGCGGAGGGGGAGAUGUCUCUCUCCGUCUUGAGAAGAAUUUUCGUGAAAUCCUCGUUGCACGCGUGAUCAUUCCCUCUUAUUCCUGUUUCUUCGAGGACAGGUUGCGUUUCACUGUCGUUCAACGUCGGCACCUUGUUUCUUAUUUUUCCAACUGAUAUACAUAUUAUAUAUACAUACGAUACCAUACGAUGCAUAACAUAUAUACUCGCUCGAGAAAGCUCUCGCGUGCGAUGAGCGCGUUUUAAGUUCUCCUUUUAAUUGAGCGCCACGCGCCGCGCGUGUGUGUCUAACGAUACGCCAGGCAAUUCCGGAGUAUAAUGUUGUAAGUUAGUGAGAGACGUACGAGAAUGAAUUCCACGACGUGUUUUAAACGUUACGACUGUAUAAACUAGACUUAGUGUACGGUUGUUUCCGUGUCCUUUCUUUCUUCUCUCUCUCUCUCUCUCUCGUUAUUUUUCUUUCUUCCUCCUCCUUCUCCUCCUCCUUUACGCGAUCACAGACACUUUACUUCCUGCACGUUUUACAUUACGAUUUCAUGGCAGCGAUUGACCGUGCGUGUGGAUUCAAGAUGUCUACCUUCGAAAUCCCCAUCUUUGAGAGAUCCAUCUUCGAAACCCAUCGUGUGUGUAGUAAUUUCUCGAUACGUACAACGAAACCGCUUCGUUUGCUGUAUCAAAGGCGACCGUGCCUUCUACCUCGCGGGCUUCUUCUCGCCUGUGAAAGGUCCGUGAGAUGCGAGAUCGCAUAGCAUUGUUUUCGUUUUUCUAAACCGUAGCAGGCAUUGUGAGGAUGAAAUUAACAUUUUUAUUAACAACUAAUAUUAGGAUCCUUUGGAGAAUUUUUCACGUGUCCAAAACGUUGCCUCUCUUGACAACUUUUACAUUUUGAAUGAGCGAGUUUCGCAAGCGUGUUGCUCUACCUUUUUUUCCGCCUGUUUCUUUUUCUUCUCUUUUUUUUCAUUUCUUCUUUUCUUCUCGGCACAGAUACCUUGUAAUAUCGCGGCAGCUAAGUGUAAGAACAUGACAAGGCGAACUGUUGCUUCGUUUGCGAUCAUACCGAUUUCGUAUUAUCUUUAAGGGGUACUCGUUCGAAUAUAUAAUGUGCACAUUGCUUUUGUUCCAAAUUCGUUACAUUUAUCACGGAUUUGAAUGAAUUGCGUAACUUUUGUCGCCAAAUGCGGGGAGGAGUCACGCUGCCGCAUUUGUAGAUUCUUCUUUUUGUGUGUAACGACACGGAUAUUGCGGGUGUCUACCCGGAAAACACAGCAGAGCAGUGAAUACUAUUAGCGACUACCAGCACGUUGCUGCAAGUGUUAAUUAAUUUCACAGUCCGUUCCAUAGAGAGACAAGCGGUAGUUUAGAUUUAAAGGAAAGAAACGUCGCGCCGAUAUAUAUAUAUAUAAAAGGUACCAAGUAUUAUUCUCACUGAGAAAGUACGUUUCUUUUUCUCAUGUGUGCUGAUAAAAUCGAUGUAUUAUAUAUAUACUUCUCGAAUAAAUAAUAUAUAAGUAUAAUCUGAAUCGUAACGACCUGGAAGAUCUGAAUUGUAGCAAUUUGAGCAGAGAUUUCCGUUUAUAUAUCCGCCGACCGUUAUGAUUGUCGAGUCAAGAGCUCAUACUUCAAGUACCUUGCCCAAAUUGAUUACUCGCAAUUUCAAAAUUCCAAUUUCGAAAUUCGAUAUUCAAUUUAACGGAGAGGGAAAAUACAAGUGUGCUGAACGAUCGUCUCUCGAGGUCGAUCGCGAGAAACGAUCGCGACGACGACGAGACACGUUGAGAUGAGCCGACGAGAUCUUUUCACGGUCGGAAUAUGAGAGCCUUCAAAUCGCAGAAUUCUCUAUCUUUCUCUCUCUUUUAAAUUGCCGCAUGAGAUUUCAUUCGAUCGAUUUCAAUCAAAAUAAAGGGAAAUAUAUUAUGAUUACUGUUAUACUUAUUACGGAUUAGAUUACUUGUUGGUUACACAUCUGUGAUGUCCUCUUUGUUUGAGCAUUAAUAAAACGUUUUAUUAUGUGA
Messenger RNA from Harpegnathos saltator (Jerdon's jumping ant), 5970 nucleotides. It is a transcript of the gene toc, whose product is annotated as toucan. Gene Ontology annotation, molecular function: microtubule binding. The transcript is spliced from 11 exons. The coding region runs from base 190 to 3720 and encodes 1176 amino acids. NCBI's taxonomy places the organism in Eukaryota, Metazoa, Arthropoda, Insecta, Hymenoptera, Formicidae. Gene Ontology annotation, cellular component: nucleus; cytoplasm. The record is from RefSeq and is a predicted model, not a curated record.